ACAAGCGCCCCGAGGGUCUGCUUGGGAUCUCGGUGAUGUCAUCGCCGAGCGCCAGGGUCACGCGUUCAGCAAGCCAAGGGUCGCAGUGCCAGCUCCUGUUCUUCAACCCAAUCCAAUCCGCCCAACCUGUCCAGCCCGUUCAGCCCGUCCAGCACACCGCCCACGCCCGUCCCAUGAGUUCUGGAAAGAAGCUGAUCAAUCUCCCUGCAAAGGUCGUCGAUGAGUCCCUGGCUGGGCUGGUCGCAGGAAACCCUGGUCUUGUUCUGGAUGCAGAGAACAGAGUCGUUCGCCUCAAGAAGAAGCGGAACCAAGUGGCCCUCAUCUCUGGUGGCGGGAGCGGACACGAGCCUGCUCAUGCUGGAUUCGUCGGCGACGGAGUGCUUUCGGCAGCCGUCUGUGGCGACGUCUUUGCCUCGCCGAGCGCCAAGCAAGUCCUGGCCGCAAUCGAGGGCAGCAACAACGGCAGUGGGGCCCUUUUGAUCGUGAAGAAUUACACAGGCGACCGCCUCCAGUUUGGCAAAGCCGGCGAACGGGCCAAGCAAAGGGGUAUCGAUGUCGAGCUUGUCGUUGUUGCAGACGACUGCGCGAUCCCAAGAAGCAUGCUUGGUGCAGGCCGGCGAGGUCUCAGCGGCACUCUCUUUGUGCACAAGAUUGCUGGGGCUGCGGCCUACACCGGUCUCUCUCUCAAAGAAGUCGGGUCCGUCGCCCGAGCUGUUUCGGCCAACGUCGGCACUGUGGGCGUGGCCCUGACGCCCUGCAGCAUUCCGGGCAAAAGCCCCACCUUUUCGAUCCUGCCCGACAAUAUGGAGCUUGGACUUGGAAUCCACGGCGAAUCGGGCUUGCAGAGCGUGCCUCUGGCAUCGGCCAAAGAAGUUGCCCGAGCUUGUCUUGACAUGGUCCUAUCCCAGGACAGCAAUCGACAGUAUCUCCACGUUCCCGAGCAAGGACAAGUUGCCCUGCUGGUCAACAAUCUCGGAGGGACAACGAACCUGGAGCUUGGCAUCUUGGUCAACGAGGCUCUCCAAUAUCUGGCCUCCAAGUCCAUCCGCGUUGCCAGGGUUUACAGCGGCGCUAUGAUGACAAGUCUGGAGAUGUGCGGUGUAUCGUUUUCGAUCCUCAACAUCCCACCAGAGCAUGUAAAAACGUGGAUGGAGUACCUGGACUUGCCUGUGAGCUGUUCGGGCUGGCCACGGAUCGUGUGUGAUGAGCAUGGUCGAUUCGAUCUCCAAAAUCCUGUGUUGGCGAGCCAUUUGGCUGUCCACGCAGCCAAGGGCGUCCCCACCAAGCCCUUCGACCCGGUUCAGAGCAUCGAAGGUGUGCUCUUUGCAAAGGCCGUAGCUGCCGCAUGUCAUGUCCUCAUCGAAGCUGAGCCCAAGCUCACGAGCUAUGACCAGAUCGCAGGUGACGGAGACUGCGGCCUGAGCUUCCGCAAAGGCGCCGAAGCCAUACUGGCGCAACUGCACCAUUCGCAGGAGCCGCCUCAGGUUAGCUCCUCCAUUCCCUUUGACCGCCCUGGUGAUGCUCUGGCUCAGCUGAGCUAUGUGAUCGAAGACCAAAUGGGUGGCAGCUCUGGCGCCCUGCUCUGUAUUUUCCUUGAUACAGCCUCAAACUGGUUCCUCAACUCAGCGAGCGACAACGACAGCAGCCGCCUUCUCUGGCCACGCGCAGUCAAGGAGGGUGUCGACGCAAUCCGACUCUAUGGAGGUGCCUCGGUUGGUGAUCGCACUUUGGUCGAUGCCCUCGUUCCCCUCUCGCAGAGUUUGCUUGAUACAGUCGCACACGCAAGCAUUCGUGAAAGCCUCGACGAGGCCGAGGCAGCAACUGUCCGCGGUGCCGAUAGCACUGCCGCGAUGGGGGCCCGCAAAGGCCGAAGCAGCUACAUCAACACCGAGCGACUCAAGGGCACGCCCGAUCCUGGCGCCGAAGCCAUCAAGUUGAUGGUCCAAGCCAUCGUCCGCUCCUUGAAGGACAACCUCGACGACUGAGCGGACGGCCGAUCACUCAGUGGAGCUACCACAGCAGAGGACAUGUACACUUUAUUCAGAAAAAAAACGGGACAAUAUAGCCGUUUCCAUGAACAGGUAGUAUGUGAUGUGCUUGCGUCAAGCAAAGCCAUAAGUAAUACAAUCAAAU
Molecule: messenger RNA, 2133 nt
Organism: Polychytrium aggregatum
Lineage: Eukaryota; Fungi; Chytridiomycota; Chytridiomycetes; Polychytriales
Product: Dak1 domain-containing protein
Exons: 13
Coding region: 36-1985 (649 amino acids)
Biological process (GO): glycerol catabolic process
Cellular component (GO): cytosol
Molecular function (GO): glycerone kinase activity; ATP binding
Source: RefSeq, a predicted model, not a curated record